Molecule: messenger RNA, 909 nt
Organism: Centruroides sculpturatus (bark scorpion)
Lineage: Eukaryota; Metazoa; Arthropoda; Arachnida; Scorpiones; Buthidae
Exons: 5
Coding region: 135-641 (168 amino acids)
Source: RefSeq, a predicted model, not a curated record
UAAAUUCUAGUGCUCAAAGGACUCAGGAACUAUUAACAAUUCUAAUUAGUGAACCUUGGAUUCCGGCCAAUUAUCAGAACAUUGUACAAAAUAUCAUCACGUCGCAUGAACAACUUUUAUCGGAAGAAUGGGAAAUGUUACCUGAAGCACCUCUUAUCAGGUCCUUGAUAGAACUAACAAAUACAUCUACUGCUGCUCUCUAUCAAUUUGUUCAACUCGCUUAUCAGGAAAAGGAAUUAACCACAAACCAGAAAACUUAUAAUAUACCAUGGUUAGUGAAAGUUUUAUCUGAUCAGCAAUUUUUGGAAAAUUUUCUUGCAAGACUUAUGUGCCAGAUUUUAGUAUUAACAGUUCCUUCAAAUAAUGAAAUUCUCACGCCAACUAAAAGUGUUUUACUCCAUCAGCAAUUAUCUGUUUUGUUAACGUUAGUUAGUUACUCUGCCAGAAUUUCAGAUCAUGUCCAUUUAAAUUAUGCUGAAGAAUUUCGUUACUAUAUCUUCAGCCAAGUAAUUAGCCAAAAAGUGCCGAAUGAAUAUCCCGUUCGUCCAAAUAUUCUGACUCUCGUCGAAAAUGUUCGACAACAAGUUCUGGACGUGAAGCAUAAUUCACGAUAUCCUUCACAAUACAUUACUGUACUUUAAAAGACUAAAAGUUUAUAUGUAACAAACAAUAAGUUUGAAGUAUUAAUAUUUUGAGAUUUUACCAUUUACAUUUUCACAUUUUCAGCCUGGAUACUUUAUUUAUUCAUUUGCACACAAAGUAAGAAUAAAUCAAUGAAUUAAAUUACUGUAAAAUACUUCAAUUAUUUUUAGUUUUGCACAUAUAACUUUCAUAUCGUAAAUAAGUAAAAUUUGUUAAUUUUUUUUAAUUUAAAAAAUGUUUAUGAAAUAAAAUUAGCUCAAUCAUAAU